UUCAAACGGAGACAGGAUGAAACUUCUUGUGUCUGCUUUGGGUGCUGCGCUGUUGGUGAUAGGUUAUACCGAUUCGCAAGGAAGUACGCUUCAGGAAUCGAUACUUAAACAGCUGGAUGAAAUUGAAACUAAUGAUCUGCGGAAAAAUGAAUCCUGCUUGCUGCUUUGUGACUACUGUGGUUGCGAUGGUAUCUUCGCCGGAGAAGACUGCAUUUGUGAUUGUGCAGCAGAUGAUGAUAAACAUAUACAAUGCUUGGAAGAGCUGCGAUCGACGGGACAACACAUAGAGUUGGAGGAGUUCGAAGUCACCACUCGAGAAGCGAUUUUGUCACGGUUUAAACGGGACGUAGAGAAUGCAACAGGUCAAUCCCCGAUGGGUUCCAGCUGGAAAAAUGUUCGAAAGAAUAAACGAAAAAAGUUCAUCCGUAGACAUCGGGGACGGCGGUUUCUGCAGCCCCAGCAUCAAGCUUCCAGUGAUAGAGAUAUGUAAUAAAUUAGUUGACAAUUUUAAAAUUAUUUAGUACUCACAUGCGCUUUAACUUUGUUUGAACGCAAACUUAAAUUUGUGUUAUUAACAUGUCUGUUAGCCGAUUACGAUUUCUGAAGAAAGAAA
Molecule: messenger RNA, 613 nt
Organism: Wyeomyia smithii (pitcher-plant mosquito)
Lineage: Eukaryota; Metazoa; Arthropoda; Insecta; Diptera; Culicidae
Exons: 2
Coding region: 17-490 (157 amino acids)
Source: RefSeq, a predicted model, not a curated record